AGAUCUCCUCUCCGCGAGAAAAUCGACGAUCUGUUAUUUUUUACAUCUCAGGAUAGCUGCAAUUUAACUCAGAGCUGAGGGUGUAGUCUGCGUUGAGUGGAAGGUGCAGCUGAAGCUAGUGAAAGUUAUGGACCAUAACUGGUGAGUGAGUGCCAUUGAAAGAAAGAUUCUCCGGAUAGGCAUUCUCAAUUUUUGAGGUCCGAGGUUGUGUGGAAGGAUGCCAACUCAUGUCGACUUUAGUGGAAUCUUUCGAUGGAGCUUUGUCUCACUUCGCGGAUCCGAACAGAACUGACCUCAUGAUGAAGAUCAGAUGUGGCUGUUUGGAUUAAAGGGUGUUACUUCUUCGGGAUGUGCAGCAGCCAGAUGGACUGCUUUCGUGCAUCUACUCUUCCAACACAAGGUUCGCUUCGAGUUAAUUUCGAACCACACGGAACUCUCAGGUGUGCAGCCUGUACUUGGAGUUAUAUGGACAAAUUCAAGGACUACAUUUCAGGUGGCUGGAACGUAGUCCUUGAUUGCCAGCGCACUCGUUUGAAUCUGUUGCAGGAUGCUUCCUCAUCAUCACUAGAAAUUGCGAGACGAGAGAAAGGGAGAAGUUUAUUGCAAUGCUGGCUGAGGCGUUAAGCUGAAAGGCAGUUCUCCGCUAGAUCUUGUCGAGAGCAAAAUGCUGAAUAUCGACACGAAGUCUACUCUGAACUUGCCAGUGCUUCUCGGUUGACCGUACUUACUCAGAUAUCAUCAAGAGACUGUAUCAGGCCUAGGAUGAACUGAAGUUAUUCAUAUUUAUUGCUGUAGAAAAGACUUUUAGCUGCCAGCUUCUAUCGAUAAAGAUUAGUCGCAGCUACCAACUAUUUGCCAAAGAUUAUUCACACUGAGACAGAAGUGGAUCAGAAAUUCAUACCAGGUAGAAAUCUGGAAGUUAUGACGGCACAAUUUACUCUGGGUGAUGAGGAACCGCAAGCACAUUUACUCUCAGAGGUGGAAACAAUCCGUCUGUUGGAAACUCGGUGAAUGAGCUAGAGCUAGUACAAAGAGCAGUUGGAGUAAAGUUGAGAGUCUCACGAGAGUCAAACGUGGAGAGGAAAAAGAUUCCGUUUGUCUACUCUAGAGAAGAUUUUUUAACUGACACACUGACUCCCUGUAUAGAGCUUUUGUGUAGACUGAUCGUGGAGUUAGUUGUCAAUGCUCAUGACUUCUAACGAACAAGUUGGAACAGCUGAUGGAGAUUACAACAUUGUUGUGUGAUUCACGUUGACUGCAUAGGAAGUCGUUGCAACAGACUAUUUAAGGUGUGAAGGAACUCAAUACCUGCUCUCCUAUUCAUUACGAGGUUAUACCACUUGAGUUGCGAGAAGUGCAGGUCGUUACAAAA
Molecule: messenger RNA, 1372 nt
Organism: Marchantia polymorpha subsp. ruderalis
Lineage: Eukaryota; Viridiplantae; Streptophyta; Marchantiopsida; Marchantiales; Marchantiaceae
Source: the annotation of a GenBank genome assembly